GCGGCUGCCGCCUUCCGGCUGCGCGAACUCUGCUCCACGCGCGCUCCGGGCCGGCCAUGGCUCCGCUGCGCUUCUCGGCCAACGUGUCGUGGCUGUUCCCCGAGCUCCCCGGCCUUCCCGCGCGGCUCCGAGCCGCGGGCAGUUCGGGUUUCGAGGCGGCCGAGGUCGGCUGGCCGUACGAGGAGCCGCCGGAGGCGCUGGCGCGCGCGGCGCGGGAAGUGGGGCUGCAGCUCGUGCUGAUCAACACGCCCCCGGGAGACCGAGAGAAAGGGGAGAUGGGUCUGGGGGCCGUUCCCGGGAGGCAGGCGGCCUUCCGAGAUGGGCUGGAGCAGGCUGUGCUGUACGCCAAGGCUCUGGGCUGUCCCAGGAUUCACCUGAUGGCUGGCCGAGUGCCCCAGGGGGCUGAUCGAGCAGCAGUCAGGGGUGAAAUGGAGACAGUUUUUCUGGAGAACCUGAGGCACGCAGCUGGGGUUUUGGCUCAGGGAGAGCUCUACUCAUGGAUCCCGCCUGGUGCUAGGAGAACCUUGUGGGGCUGCUGGAACCCAUCAACACCCGCAUCACGGACCCCCGGCAGAAUGGUGUGGCCUGCAGGGUCUGUGACUGUCGGAAUCUCUGCCCCAGGACAUAUUCCACUGGCAGAUCAUGGACGGGAACCUGACAGGGAACAUCCGGGAGUUCCUGCCCUUCGUUGGGCACGUGCAGGUGGCACAGGUCCCGGGCCGAGGGGAACCCAGCAGCCCUGGAGAGCUGAACUUCCCCUAUCUGUUCCAACUGCUGGAAGAUGAAGGCUACAAAGGCUUUGUGGGCUGCGAGUACCAGCCUCGAGGAGACACGGUAGAGGGCUUGAGUUGGCUACGUUCGUACUGGGAUAAGCGGGGCCGCCCACAGGCUGGCCAGUGAGGUCCUGCGCUCCAGCCACACACCUCUGGGACGGUGAGCUGCACAUCCCGAGUCUCCUCUGAAUUAAAGACAAUCUGCUGAAGGUU
Messenger RNA from Balaenoptera musculus (blue whale), 986 nucleotides. It is a transcript of the gene HYI, whose product is annotated as hydroxypyruvate isomerase (putative). Lineage: Eukaryota; Metazoa; Chordata; Mammalia; Artiodactyla; Balaenopteridae. Gene Ontology annotation, molecular function: hydroxypyruvate isomerase activity. The transcript has 7 exons. Gene Ontology annotation, biological process: glyoxylate metabolic process. The record is from RefSeq and is a predicted model, not a curated record. Bases 57 to 785 code for a protein of 242 amino acids.